Chelonus insularis is the source of this 2045-nucleotide messenger RNA. RefSeq lists its product as uncharacterized. The record is from RefSeq and is a predicted model, not a curated record. Lineage: Eukaryota; Metazoa; Arthropoda; Insecta; Hymenoptera; Braconidae. The transcript is spliced from 4 exons. Bases 212 to 1936 code for a protein of 574 amino acids.
UCAGUUUUCGAGAUACGAGUUUUCACGAUACGAGCUAUCGAUCAGUCGCUCCUUAUAUAAUAAAGAAUUUUAAUUAAAAGCGCAUAUCUUUCGCAUACUUUGAUUAAUUAUGUUGCCAUUUAAAAAUAAACUCAUUAAAGAGGAUCAUGGACUUGAUUCUUUUCUUCUCUGGUCUUGGGCUUAUCACUAUUGUGCUACAGAUCGUUAGGAGAUGCGUUUUCAAUAUUCAGUUAUCACUGCUACUAUUCUUCUUCAUUUUGUUUCUUCUCAUCUUUACAAUGGUUCACCAGGUCAAAAGGAAAAAGAAGAAGUAGCUGCACGAAUAUUUGGUUUUGCUGAAUCACUCGAAGGAUGUUCACGACCGCCAAACACGAAAAAAGAGAAAAUAAUUGGCCAUACAUUUCAAUUACUCUGUAAACAUUUUGGUCCUGAAACAAGGGAUGACAUUGUUGACUCUAUUCAAAUAUCAAAAAUAAAAAUCACUGAAACUAAUUUGCAAAAAUUAUACAAUAAGUGUUUUGACAAACUGAAACCCAAAUUCAUGGCUUGUUUUGAAGAAAUUUUCGACAGAUAUGAUUUAGUGGGAAGUGAACAACCACCAGCAUGUUUGAAUAAUUUAGCGGUGUUUCCUUCAACAAAAUAUCAAAUAUUUUGGCUUAAGCGUUUUGAAAAUAUUGUACGUUAUAUAGAUAAAGUAAUAAAAGGUUAUAAAACAUUUAGUCCAUCAAGAAUGGUAGUUAAAAAAUUUUUAGAACAAAAUAUAAUGGAGAAUUGGAAUAAAUCUCGAUUCUUUGAUUAUGCUAAAAUAAAAAUUGACGAAUGGGAGUCAUUAACAAUUAAAGAUAAAAAUCAAAGAGUAAAGGAGAUUAUUGAACAACCACCGAAUCUUCAAAGUAUUUGUAUUCUUUCAAAGGAAUGGCUGAAGAAUCCAACUGAUUUCGAAACCAAUAAUUGUCUUCGCAAGAUCAUUGGCAAUCUGAUGGUAAUUGAAAAACAUCUAGAAAAAGAUGGAGCAACUCUGGAAACAGAUUUCCUUGACAGAAAAUAUUUCCCACUUCAUUUAAUUCAUAUAAUAAAGAGUAUUUUUCGUCGUCAGCAAAUGGCUUCACGAAGGUCAUUGAACUUUAAUUUAUCACCAUAUUCGAAAGCCAUGAAAAUUCAUGAAAUAAGAGCAGCGAAUAUUAAGUGUCUAGAUGAACUGAGGGAACGAUAUGACAGAGAGCACUUGAAACUUUCAAAAUUGUUACGUGAAGAGCAUUUACAACAAUGUCUAAAUGAUUUUAUUAACAAAGCAGAAUCAGCAGAUGAUUCAGUAAAAAAUUUAUAUCUACGUCAAACGCAUGCUGGCGAUAAAAAAAAUGUUAUAAAUGCAGAGAAAGACUUAAUAAAGUCAAUGAUGCGUUCCUAUCAUAAAAUGAAACCUCUACAGCCAGCAAUUCAGAAUUUAGUUAAUCAGGGUCUUCCACAAGAUCCCUUAGCGUAUCCCUGGGCAAACCAGUUUAUAAAUUCAUGGGAGACUUCAACAAUUCCAGAUAAGUACGCUAAAUUAGAUAAUGCAUUUUAUUCCAAUAGUAUUAGUUUAUCAUCUAGCACAUCAUGUAAAAAAACAAAUUCAAUGGAUAAAAAAAAAUGCUGGAAUAAUUAUCUUACACAAAAUGCCAUGGUUGAAUCACACUUACAAAAAGAUGGUGUGAGUCUUGAGUAUGUUUAUUUGGGUGAUCCAUUCAGAAUGAACUUGAUUUAUUCCAUUGAUGAUGCCUUGAAAAGAAAGCAACAAGAACAAAGUAGAGUCAUUACCCAAUUUCGUAUUGCCGCUGAUCCACUUGCUGAGAUAGACGAUGGAUUGCUUGAUCAGUUGGCAGAAGAAGAAAUAGACGUGGUACAGGACACCAAUUCUACUCUAGCGGAACUUGUUUCUGAAGAAUCGUAUGAAUAAAAAAAAGGCACUUAAUCAUAUGAAUAAAUGUAUACUUAUUUGCUGUUUCUCAAGAUGUUAUUCAACUUUGUAAAAUAUUGUAAAGUUCAAUUGAUUUGAUAUCAAGUAA